AGCACCGGUAUGUUCCGCUUUCCGAUCACAAUUUUGUUUGAAUCUGCGCGACAUGCUGUGCAUAUGAGAACCCUGAAUGGUAAAUCGGUGCGAUUUCUUUGCAGGAUAGGUUAGAUCAGAAAGAUCGAGGUUUCUUGCCACCAAUCUGUAUGUGCAUUGGCAAGUGGGGGGAAACCUGUUACUAGGCUGAGAGGAUCGUGAUUAUUGCAGAAAUUUGGCUCAUCGGCAAAGCUUCGUUGGGAGAAAAGGUUCCAUCUUAUGGAACCCUACGUUGGCAUGAGUAACCAAGGUUGCAGGAUUGAUGUUUCCUCAUUUACAAUCUGGUGUGAUCUGAGAAUAUUUGUGCCGCACUAAUGGGAGGUUCACAGGACAGGCUGGGCAUUUGAGCAACCUACAUGCAAAUUAUCGGUGCCCUGAUCUUUCAUGGCUGCGAAAGCUCGUGCGAGGCCGCGAUACUCUUGGCGGCGAUUCUGGUUGGUGCUGUGCCAUGCCUUGAGCGAGUGCUUCCUCAUCGUAAUGCUGCUUGUGGUCGCCGUGGUGUCGUAUACCGCGACGAGGUUCGCGCUCAUCUGCAGGAUCCGGUCACCGUGCAUGCUGUGCUCAAGAUUGGACAAGGUUCUGCAUGGCAAGGCCUGGUUCUCGGAGGAGCUGGUUUGUGCAGCACACAGGGUGGAAAUCGCGCGUUUAUCCUAUUGCCAGAUUCACAGCAAGCUCGCACAUUCUGAUGAUCUAUGUGGAAAGUGCUUGGUUUCAUGUUCUGGACCAGUUGGUCAGCCAGGUAACCCAACAAACAUGAGCGUUAAGGAGAAGGCGGGGCACACACAGCGAUGUUCUUGUUGUUCAGAGCCAUUCACGAAGAGAGACAACGCGCACAAGUUAUUUGAGGAGGUGAAUGGCAGGUCUCAGAAUGAUGGCAUGAGCAAAGUGAAGGAGAGAAGCAUGGCCACGGCAAGCGUUGGGCAUUCUUCGGAUGAGGAUUUUGAUCAAUUGCCUUACGGAGGUUACAGAAAGCUACAUGACUCUCAAUCAGAGAUUCAUGUCUCAGACGAUGAUGUUGGCGGCGAUGCAAAGCCUUAUGAAGCUAAACGUCGAACCAGAGAUCUCGACGAGCGCUCGAAGGCUGUGCCUGGGCAAGUUCGUCAGGAGCUUCCGAAAGAGAAAACUUUUCUGGUUGGUAUUGAGGAGGUCGGCGAUUUAGAGGGUGUUUCACGAAGCCCUGACCAGGAAGCUAACGGGGCCCGCUCAACUACAAACCAUUAUGUCAACCGCAACAAUAGCAUGAAGAAUGCUCCUGGUGGUAGAGGCAAUCUUAGAUCUCCUCGAUGGUCUGAAGUAAUCUCCGCUAAGGAAACCAAUUCAACAACACAUGAAGAAGUGAAGACAUUCAUGUCCCAGUUGUCUUCUGCGCGAGGCCUCGAUGGUCCUUGGAGUGAGGUGGCUGCUAGCCCCAGAAUCAGCAUACAGAUUGAUGAGUACAGUCAAUCUGAUGCCACUGAUGGCAGGCAGUUCCUUGAUCUGGAACCAUCUGAUGGCCAAGUUCCAACUGAAGCUGAAGGUGAAAUCUCCCUUGAGUCCCUGAAGAAGCAAUGUGAGCUUAACAAGAAAAAACUAAGUAUCCUUUAUAAAGAGCUCGAUGCAGAACGGAGUGCUUCGUCUGUUGCAGCAAGUGAAGCGAUGGCUAUGAUCAAUAGGUUGCAAGUGGAAAAGGCUGCAAUGCACAUGGAGGCGCUGCAGUAUCUCCGGAUGAUGGAAGAGCAGGCUGAUCAUGACCAAGAAGAAAUUGGAAAGCUAAAUGACUUGCUUACAGAAAGAGAGAAAGAAAUGCUUGACCUGGAAGCUGAACUCGAAGGUUAUGAGAGCAGGUUCCGCAUCGAACCAUUUGAGCUCGGAAAAUUUGACGCUAUUGAUGGAGAUAUGGCACUCAGAGUCUUGGAUAAUUCAGAUUUUGUGAGGAAUACCAUCUUUGAUUUUGAAGAUGAGAAGGCCAAAAUUUUGGAAUCCUUGAGCAGAUUAGAGGAAACACUUGGCAUGCCUUACACAAAUAGAUUUGAUUUGGGUGGCACAAGUGAUAGCCUACAGAGUGGGUCACUGAGAGAUCAUCCAACUGAUUGGCCAGGCCAAAGUGUAGAAAACUCAGAAUUGGAAUCUCGGAGUUCACUAUUGCCUCAGGAGCACUUGAACGAUGAAUCACACUUGAACGAUGACUCGCUGAGAGAUCAUCCAAGUGAUGGGCCUGGCCAACAUGCAGAAAACUCAGAAUUGGAACGUCGGAAUUCACUAAUGCCUCAGGAAGACUUGAACGAUGAAUCACUGAGAGAUCAUCCAAGUGAUGGGCCUGGCCAAUAUGUAGAAAACCAAGAAUCAGAAUGCCAAAGUUCACCAUUGCCUCAGGAAGACUUGAAAGAUGAAUCAGUCUCUUUACAACGAAAUGAUGAAAAUCAAUCUGCUGAGAAUCAAAAAUAUGUUGGCCCAUGUUCGCGCUCAGAUGACGAUAAAAUUAGUUCCAUGGAAAGCAUUAAACAAGAAAUUUUGCUCUUGAAUAGUAGAUUCAUGGCACUUGAAGCAGAUCAGAAGUUUCUCAAGCAGAUAUUGAGUUCUCUUAAAUGUAGUAGUGAUGCAGAACAAUAUGUGCAGGAGAUAACUAGUCAUUUGAGGGAGCUCCGAAGAAUUGCUACCGAGCAGAGAGAUAGGACAGCUCUAUGAGCUCAAAAUUAUUCAGCAUUCAGAAGGUAAUAAUAGGCCAUAGUUGUAGCCCAUCUAUUGGCAAUGUGUUUGAGAACAUGCUGUGGAAAAUCAAAAUGUGUUAGUAUAGCUUAUAGGAUGUGUAUCAGGAUAGGUUGAUGUUCAGGAGACCUUAUGCAUUGUAUGAGGUUCACCAAAUGUACUGCAAAUAUCUUUUGAAAUUAUUAGCCUUAGGUUGAUUCUUCCAUCGAAGUGCCUCAGUCAAUAAUCUCACAGAGGAGACAUCUCACCAAUUAUCAGUGUAGUGUAUGAACUUCCAGACAUUCAGUCACUUGGUGUUAUAUAAUGUGAUCCCUAGCAUUACUUGCUCUUUUUUCUUGUAACCUACAGCAACAACUCGUUGAAUCAGCGUGAUCGUUAGAUCUUACACAGUUCCUCCAUUGUGUAUCCUUAAGUAACCUCUGACCUUGUGUCAUAUCCAAAUGGAACAUAUAGCACAAGUUACUGUUUUUUGGACUGGAAAGAAACAAAGUUAUUGUUCCAGCAGUGUCGAAAUAACCGAAGGACUUGGUAGCGUGUCAUGAUGUUUAUUGACAUAUUACAUAUUACAGUGUGGAGAUUCUUUUCCAGUCUCUAUUUUCUUUGUCUGUCGACGCGUGUCGAUCGGCGACAACACCCGAACUUCAUGAUGCCCAGUGCCUCCAGUUGGGAAGUAUGGCAGUAAUCUCGCUGUGACCUUGCAAAACCUGGGAUACGAUGCAUGCUUUCAUGUCACACCGAGGUGAGGUGACUGGGGAACAGGAGAAGGGACAUGGAAUGUAACUAGGCUGGAGGAGAAGCGGAACAUUCUUCAAGCAGAAAAUAGCACGAGCGCUUCGAACUUAUUCCCCGGGUUGACAGCCACAGUGGAGCAGUCAUGCUUCCGCCAGGGCCUCGGAUUUCAGUUUGCACUACAUGUAGAGAAGAUCGCCAUCCUGGGAGCUGAGGUAAUGAGGAGACUUCAGAAGAGUCGACCGCGCAGGCAACACACACUACAUUUAGGGUUCGUCAUCACCGUUUUGAUAGUCAAUCUCAGGAUCUCAGACCAUGGUGUCAUCACCGAUCACAUCAUAUUUUAGGGGCUGUUCGGCAAUCCUCCCGCUCCGUGAAAUCUCAGGAUCUGUGGAGCACCUCCUUCCCCACUCCGCGAUUUUAAACUGCCGCUCCACCAGCUCCGAGAGCGGAGUUGUGGAGGGGAGGGAAUCCGAACAGGCCCUUUGUGUUUGCUUGACCCACUUUAAUCUAUUUGUAUGGCUAACUUGCCACAACAGAUUAUAAAAUAAG
Molecule: messenger RNA, 4005 nt
Organism: Aegilops tauschii subsp. strangulata
Lineage: Eukaryota; Viridiplantae; Streptophyta; Magnoliopsida; Poales; Poaceae
Source: RefSeq, a predicted model, not a curated record